GUCGUCUGCCACAAUCAGCUGAUUCUGUUUACAAGUGUAACGUGCCAUGUGGAGGAGACCUUUGCUUUCUUCACUGAUGACAUGAAGAAACGAAAGAGAGAAUUUUACGCUUUAUAGAAUAGCUUAUGAAGCAUGGUGGGCGUGCGGGUGCCGGAGCGCCUGGAGGCGGGCGCACUUCAUGCAUGGCUGCGGGCGCUGGAGGCGGCGUCUCGGCGCGGCGAGGGCGUGCGGGCCCCCCUGGAGGCGCCCCCGGCUCUCCUGGCGGCGGCGCUGAACCAGGGCGCGGCGGGGCUGCGAGAGGCCGUAGUGGCACGCCUUGCGGUGGCCGCAGUGACGGCGGGGGUCAGCCGCCUGGAGGUCCACCUCGAACAUCCUACGCUCAUCGAGGCCUUGAUGGAGGCCCUGCACGCCCACCCCGCCCACAUCACCUCCCUCUCCCUCACGCUGGGCCCUCGCACUUCCUUGGGCGGCCUCCUGUGCCUGGCCCUUCGCGGCAUGAAUGCCCUCACGACUCUGGCCCUCACGCCUGCCGCCACCGACGAAGACAUGAUGGCACUGGCGCAGGCAGCGCCGCCCCUUCGCACCCUCGACGUGGCCUACUGCACCUCCAUCACGGACAAGGGCAUACGGGCGCUGCUGGGCAUGGCCGACGAUAGCUUCACCAUGAAGGAGGUCCUGACGGGACGGAUCAAGCGCGGAGCCGAUGCUCCCGCCACCAGCCUCACCACCGUGAACCUCUGGGGCACGGAGGUGACCACCCGCGGCUGCGCCCUCCUGCUGGCUGCGUGUCCGUCGCUCGCCUCCCUCACCUGCCGCUGGACGGGCGAGGCGCUCGACCUCAUGAUGCGGGGCGGCCGAGAAGCCAGCCUUGCCCUGAGUCAGCUGCUGCUGGCAGAGGCGGCCUUCCCGCCGCUGGAGGAGGUGACGAGAGUGUGCCCUCAGCUCACGUCCCUGGUGGCGAGGCGGCCGCCAGACCCCGUGAGCGUGAAGAGCAUGAUCAGCUCGAUUCCGUCGCUGACCGCCGUCACGCUCCUGCAGUUCAUGCCCGAGUCGGAGCAGUGGCUGUCCAGCGCCCCCGCGCCCGCCCUCACUUACCUCCACCUGUCGCUCCUCGACACCCGCCAGGUGGACCUCGCGGGCCUCGCCGACACGUGUCCCGCCCUCACGCAUCUCGUGCUCGAGGGCGUCACCCUCUCUCUGCCCCGCCCGCGCCCCUCCGCUCCGCUGUCAAAGCUGACAACCCUAAGGCUCGUGACGCCGCCCACGCAGACACACGUCAUUGACCCCGAGGUGGCCGUGUGGGCCAUGGUGUGGGCGAGGGACGCCUUGAGCGUCGACUUGGGAUCCUGCAAACACUUCACUGACCAGCACCUGUCACAAGCCCUGGAUCAGGGGGCGCUCUCGCAGGUGGAGGACUUGCGUCUCUCAGGGGCCUGCCUGGUCACGGACACCGGCAUCGACGAAAUGAUACGCUGCUGUCCGUACCUCCGGCGCCUCGCCCUUAAGAUGCUCCCCAAGGAACGCCUGGCCGAGCUCGAGGCUCUCAAGGUCAAGAUAAGGGAGGAAAACCUUGACCUUGAGCUCAUAACUUACGGCUGGAAGUUUUGAUUUUGCUUUUCUAUAAAUAGGAUAAAAGGAACCAAGAAACAACAGAGGGACAGUAUCUUCUGCCGCGCGCGCGCGCGCGCGCGUGUGUGUGUGUGUGUAUGUGUGUGUGCGCGUGCGUGCGCGCGUGCGUGUCUUCGCUUGUGUUUGUUCCAGAUGAGAAUGCAUCAGCUGUUCAUACUUAGCACGUUCGUUGUUGUUUUAUAUUUCAGAGGUGUAUUUGCAUGAUGUAUUAGUUGGUAGAUGGAAAUUAGGCAAACACCCGAAACUGUCUGUGGCCUUCAUGGAUGCAUUACGUGGAUCUGACCGUAUGGGUAUGAUUAUUCAGAUUUAUAUCCUUCCAUUAGUGGACUCAUGUACCUCUCCGUUUCACUGUAGGUUGUUUACAGUUGAGGUUUAUUGCAUUUUGAUUUUUAUUGCAUUUGAUUUCUGACUCAUUAUGAUAACUAGGAUUAUUGCCAAUAUUUGUUAAUAUUUCUUAAUACGAUUUUUUAUUCUUAGUUAUUUUUUGAUAACUUUUACUGACAUUGUUAUAACUGUUAUUAUGAUUUUGAUUAUUGUUCGUGGUUUGUGUUUUUUGUUAUUGCUAUUCUUAUUGCUGUCAUUGACUUUACUAUUGUUUUGUUAUUACUACUAUCAUCAGUGCAAUGAAAAUUAAAAAUUGUAGUGUUUACUAUUAGCGGUGGUAGUAGUUUUAUAAAAUAUCAAUGGUGUCAUUUAUUAUUGUCGUUAUUAUGAUAAUAAUGAUAAUACUGAUACUACCACUAUUAUUAUUACCAAUGUCAUUUAUCAUUGACAUUGCUAUAAUGCAGAAAGAACAGUUAUAUUGUUCUUAAUUGUAUCAUUAUAUCAUUAUUAUUAUUAUUUACUGUUAUCAUUACGAUAAUUAUGAUUUUCAUUAUUGUUGUUGGAUUUGAUAUAAUAUUCUAAUAAUUCUCUCCCACUUCGUGUCCCGAUAACAAAGCGAGACACAUUAGAUAUAUAACGGCGUAGUUUAAUCUCAGAUGGUAUUUUUGCUAUUUCGAUGUGCGUACCAUGAGAGUUGAGUGGCGAGGGAUGGUGGAGAGGUCCACGGCUGCUCAGACAUAAGCAUACCGUUAUUGAUGGUGACCAUGAUAUCGCAGUAUAUGAACCAUUGCUUGGGAAAUGCUGAACGGUGAUGGGCAGUGUAACAUUUGAUUUAUAUUCUUGGCUGAUUUAGACGAGUAACCACAUUAUAUAUACACACAUUGUGUAUGUAUGAUAAAUGUGUAAACACACACACACACACACACACACACACACACACACACACACACACACACACACACACACACACACACACACACACACACACACACACACACACACACACACACACAUAUACAUAUUAUUCUCCUAUAUGUUUUUUAACGUGUGUAAGUUUGGAAACGUGAUUCUUUCACAUACGCUUAAGGAGUUCUAGCCAUUUGACGCACAACUCCCUCUGCUGUGAUUCAGUUUUUAUGUACUUCGCUAUAGAGAAGUUAUAUUAAACAUUUUUUAUAUGUAGAUACAUUUCGUUUAUAUACAAAAAAAUGAUCACUUCUCUAUUCAUAGUUCUUUGUACAUAGUGGUGUUAGCAACAACAUAAAGGUGUCUUUCUACUCCACAGUGUUCUUAAAAUCGAAUCUCAAGGUAUAUACCAACAGAUAACACUUAACCAAAACAAUGUGAAAGUUAUCGUUCUGCAGAUAAGCUUAUUUGACGCUGCAAUGAUGUGACUGAUUUCUCCCUUCCAGGUUUUUCAGUAACACAAAUCGUAGGUUGUUAAUCAAAGCUCAAAUGUUUACCUUUGGAUUCGACGAAGUUCGUCAGAGUGUUCAUUCAUAUCGAGAAGUGUCUUUUACCUUGGGUAUUGUCUUCGAUCUUAUAUUUUUGGGUAUCACUCCAGAUGUCAUAUAUGAAAAUAUAUGAGAAACGAUAAA
Molecule: messenger RNA, 3551 nt
Organism: Penaeus monodon (black tiger shrimp)
Lineage: Eukaryota; Metazoa; Arthropoda; Malacostraca; Decapoda; Penaeidae
Exons: 3
Coding region: 133-1608 (491 amino acids)
Biological process (GO): SCF-dependent proteasomal ubiquitin-dependent protein catabolic process
Cellular component (GO): SCF ubiquitin ligase complex
Source: RefSeq, a predicted model, not a curated record